Laccaria bicolor S238N-H82 is the source of this 1464-nucleotide messenger RNA. RefSeq lists its product as uncharacterized. The record is from RefSeq and is a predicted model, not a curated record. Bases 1 to 1464 code for a protein of 487 amino acids. The transcript is spliced from 6 exons. NCBI's taxonomy places the organism in Eukaryota, Fungi, Basidiomycota, Agaricomycetes, Agaricales, Hydnangiaceae.
AUGGGCCUUUCUCUUAAACAACGUUCAUUAGCAACUGCAAUCCCUGGAAAAGCCAUCUACUCCAUGGCUGAUAUGUCUUUGACAAACCCAGAAGUUGUAAUGAAAGACUUGGAGCAUAGGAAGGUGCAGGAAGAAAUGGCCCAACAUCAAAACGUUCUCCCAAACCUACCGAGCAAUGAUGGAAUGCAGUCCACUGAACAAGCAAUGGAAGUCGACGUGGAUAGCAUUAUGCAACAACGUGAAGAGAGUCAAUCGAUGUCCAUUGAUUUGACUGUUUCUCACCCGGCCCCAACAUUCGACAAAUCUAUUUUCAAUUUUCAAACGUCUGCUGUUUCUGCAAAGGCCAGAGACAUUAAUUUCGAUCGGUCCCUAUUUGAUUUUACAAAGCCCACGGUGUCUUCCCCCUCCCCCCAGUCCAUCUUUGACUUUCAGAAACCUGGAAUCUCCUCCCCGAGCUCAGGCAUAAUGCCCACUUUUGACCAACCCAAACUCUCCUCCCCCAUCAAUGAAGUUACUUUCGAUCGGGCCAUCUUCAAUUUUGAUAAACCCAAAGUGUCUUCCCUGGCCAAAGAUGUUGGUUUGGACCAGGCGAUGUUUGAUUUUACAAAGGCCACUGUUUCGCCACAGUCUAUCUUUGAUUUUCAGAAACCUGGAAUGUCCUCCCUGGCCUCGGGCUCUCAUUUUUCCUUUGAAUUCCACAAGCCUGAUGUCGUGAUCUCGGAUGUGGACAAGUUGGUCUUCUCAUUUCAACCAUCUACCCCUGCAUCAAGCAGCCAGAAGCCAGCCAGAGGAAACCCUGGGUCACGUUCAAAGCACAAUCGCCAUCGUGCCAACCCAAGUUUACAGCCCCCAAACAAGCCCGAGGAAAGACUGGGUCCAAUUGAAAGCACGAGGGCCAUCGUACCAACUGCCUUUGGUCAGGCCAUGGCAUAUGCUCCAUACCUGAUCUUCAUCCAUACACAUCGUCGGUUAGGACCCCGCCCACCACGUUCAACCAAAUUGGUGGAGUUGGAUUCCAACUCCCGACGUGCAAGGGGGAUGUAUCAAAACUACGAUCUCCGUGCCCGGUGGGAAAAUUCCGGUGUUGAUAAGACCUUUGGCGACAUGAUAGAGGGAUUCACCAAAGUCUGGGAAAGGGUCACUGACCCAGAUCCUUCACCUGAUCCCGUACUCCAGGACAUGCAGGCCAAAUUGGAUCAGCAUGACUCUCAAGAACUUACCCAUGAUGAUGCCAUGGACUCUCUUUCAGGCCGUAUUCACCAGGAGGCGGUCAGAUCCCUGCCUGAAAACAUUACAAUGACCAGCCAUUAUCGGUAUAUUCUAACUCAAAUAAGGAGGGAUAAAGAAAGGUUGGUUGAACAGAUUGAAACUGAUCGAGAUAUUUUAGCAGCAUUGGAUGCCACCUUACUUUCACUAAAACCGUUUGUAACGAACAAGGGGAAGGCCCGGGACCAGGGUGAAUAA